Molecule: messenger RNA, 1320 nt
Organism: Opisthorchis viverrini
Lineage: Eukaryota; Metazoa; Platyhelminthes; Trematoda; Opisthorchiida; Opisthorchiidae
Exons: 14
Coding region: 1-1320 (439 amino acids)
Biological process (GO): vacuolar protein processing
Molecular function (GO): cysteine-type endopeptidase activity
Source: RefSeq, a predicted model, not a curated record
AUGAAACGUUUAGCGAUGUUCUUCUUACCCAAUGAUGUUCAGAAGAAUAAAUUUUGGAGGAUUCACAUUGGUGCUUUCAAAGAGAAAAGAUAUAACACUGCUCUGGUCAGGGACACCGGUUUACAUCAGCUUUGGUUCGUUGAUGCCGCUUUUGAUCGGGGACUCAAAGACGUCUUGGCAAACGUUUAUCACGCCUAUCACGUCCUGCGUGCAAACAGAAUUCCAGCGGAGAAUAUAAUUCCCAUUGCCUACGACGAUAUUGCAAACAAUCCGAAGAAUCCCUUCAAAGGCCAAGUGUUCCAUGACUACACGCACAAAGAUGUUUACAAGGAUGUGGUAAUUGACUACCGUGGAAAAGACGUCAAACCGUUUUUCUUCACGAAAGUACUGACGGGCGAUAAGAAACUUGAAAGAGAAGGGAAGAAGGUGUUGAAAAGCGGUCCUGAUGACAACGUUUUCGUCUAUUACUCUGGCCAUGGUGCGUAUCGCUACAUUUCCUUCCCAGAGGGACAACUCAAUGCUGCGGAAUUCAACGAUAUCUUCGCCCAUAUGCAUUUAAAGAGAAAAUAUAACAAAUUGGUGCUUUACAUGGAUUCUUGCAACUCUGGCUCUAUGUUUCUCGAUAUUCUUCCUCCAGAUGUGGGAAUCUACGUGACAACUUCAGCCAAAGAAGAUGAAGACAGCUGGGCAAUUUUUUGUGAUGACAGGCGAAUCGAUGCAUGUCUAGCGACCGAAUACUCGUAUGAUUGGAUUACGGAUUCGGAAACCAGUGACUUGAAAAAGCGUACACUGGAUCAACAGUACGAGGAGGUGAAGAGGAGAACAAAAGAUAGUCACGUGAGGAAAUACGGUGAGAUGACGAUGGGAAGUCUCCCAGUUGGAAAGUUCCAAGGUCAUUAUGAUCUACUGAUGCACCAGAAUGGUGGGGCAAUAGCACCGAAUGUUGUAGAUAAAAAACCCUCAUCUCGGGUGCAUUUGUUCUCAAUGUCUCGACGCCUGAUGGAGGCCACAACUGAGGAAGAACAUGAAAUUGCUUGGCGAAAACUGCAUCGUGCACUUCAGCUUGGCCACAUCGUCAAGGAAACGUUUCACGAAAUCGCCAUGGACGUGACAACCCACCAUAAGCCAACGGUAAAAGGCUUGUCUAAGAGGGAUGAGCUCAUGUGUUUCAAGGCAGUAUUCGAUCACUUCCGGACGCACUGCUUCACAAUUCAGCAGGUCCCAGAGGUAGCUCAGCAUACAGUUCAUUUAAUGGAGCUAUGCAAAGCCGGAUACGAGGCCGAAACCCUCAUCCAGUCCGUCCACACCGUCUGCUCCUAA